Molecule: messenger RNA, 838 nt
Organism: Ornithodoros turicata
Lineage: Eukaryota; Metazoa; Arthropoda; Arachnida; Ixodida; Argasidae
Exons: 5
Coding region: 72-509 (145 amino acids)
Source: RefSeq, a predicted model, not a curated record
CAGAAAAAGAAGUCGUUUUCGUGCAUGCUGAACCGCAUUCCGGGUUCCAUCGAGCCUGAACCAUAUUUUGGAUGAAUGACGCCAUGGACCGAGACGUUGCUACGAUGGCAAGCAGCAUAGAACUCUCUGUCAAGGACUACAUCAGUACCCUCACCGGUAUUCUCAACCUCCUGGAAGUGUUACUUGGCCUUCUACUCUUGCUCGUCGUGCACUACACUCGACGGGAACUGACUACGAGAGUACGUGUCUUGUUUACGAUCAACUACGCCUAUACCUUCAACGGACUACAUUUCAUCAUCGCAGGUUGCCUCUCCCUAGAGUCCUUUUCUCACCUACAGGAGCUCUUUUACUACGUCCUUUUCUUGACCUGUGCUGGUAUGGCGUACACUAUAGGCUCUGUAUGCGUGAUAAAAGAGAGCAAGUCUACUCCCGUGUUUGCGAUUCUUAGCGUUACAAUAGGAGGCAUAUACUACAUCCACGCAGUCUACGCUGUCAUCCGUUUGUUGUGAAGGUUGUGAAAUGAAGCCGAUAAUACGUGCGAAGUCACGUGGAUACGUAGAAGCCUAGGAGAACUGUUGUCAUCCCUUCUGCAUCAGGCGCUUUCCUCUGUUAUGCGUAUUGGCGAUAUACAAUAUUGUAGCUUUCUGAACAUCGUUCCACAAAACUGGAAGGACGAGAAAAUGUGUGUUUGAUAGUUUGUGUUUCAGAUUAUAUGUAUGCUGGGUUUUUCGUAUAGGCUUACGUAUUCUGUGUAUAAUUUUUAUCGAUGCCAGAUGUCUGGAAUCGACCAAUCAAUCUCAAGUCGACUCUGAUUUCGCUGCAAGAUUACUAUAGCCUU